This is a messenger RNA of Phragmites australis (common reed), 3569 nucleotides long. Its product is annotated as pentatricopeptide repeat-containing protein At3g62890-like. The record is from RefSeq and is a predicted model, not a curated record. Gene Ontology annotation, molecular function: RNA binding; zinc ion binding; protein binding. Lineage: Eukaryota; Viridiplantae; Streptophyta; Magnoliopsida; Poales; Poaceae. The transcript is spliced from 2 exons. The coding region runs from base 357 to 2351 and encodes 664 amino acids. Gene Ontology annotation, biological process: RNA modification.
CCGCGACACACAGGGAAGGGAAGGGACCGCACCCGUCGUUUCCGGUCGCGCUCGCGUAGCCCGCGAUCAAUCCGCGCCCCGCGAUCUACUCCUGCUCCGCUGCCCGCGUACGUACGUUCGCGCCGUCGUGGUCCUCGCGGCCUUGCCUUUCCCACCCCACCCACCCGGGCUCCCCACCUCGCCCGCCUCUCCUUGCCCCUCAUCCGCCAGUUACCGCUGUUACUCGCAGGCCCGUGCCACCGCCUCCCCGAUAUUCCCCGGCGGUUUCGGUGACCCGGUGAGACCGCGCGGGUACCGCUAGUUACCCGCGGUCACUUCUCGCGCAAAUGCCGCGGUGAGGGAGCGGCGAAGGGCACAUGCUCCGCGCCGCGUCACGUGCCCGCGGCCUGCUCGACGGAACUCCCCACCGGGCCGCCCCGCGCUGGAACCCAGCCACCGCUGGCUUUAGGGCGUACAGCCGCGGCGCGGAGGAUGCGGUCGCGGGGUACGCGGGCAUGCUGGCCCGCGGCGUCAGGCCCGACGCGUACACGUUCCCGUCCUUGCUCAAGGCGGUCGCGCGGGGCGGCGCUUCGGGGCCGCUCGGCGGCGCCGUCCACGCGCACGUGGUUAAGUCCGGGCUGGAGCGCAACGCCCAUGUGGCGAGCUCGUUGAUCCUUCUCUACGCGGCCAGGGGUGACGGCGCGGCGGCGCGCGUGCUGCUGGACGCGUGCGCCGUGGGAGGGGGUGCGCCUGUCGCGUGGAACGCGUUCAUCUCUGGUCAUAACAGAGUUAAGCGGUUCGUGCAGUCGUGCUGCUCGUUUGUGGACAUGGUGAGGGCCGGUGUCAUGCCCACGGCGGUCACGUACGUCUCGGUGCUGUCAGCUUGCGGGAAGGUCACAGAUGUGCUGCUUGGGAUGCAGGUGCACAAGCGUGUUGUGGAGAGUGGGGUGUUGCCGGACCUGGCAGUGGAGAACGCUCUGGUUGAUAUGUAUGCUGAGUGCACUGACAUGGACACGGCUUUGAAGAUAUUUGACGGCAUGCAACUGAGGAAUGUGGUGUCCUGGACGUCGGUGAUCUCUGGGUUGGUGAGAUUAGGCCAGGUUGAUGGAGCCAGAGCCCUUUUCGAUCGAAUGCCUGAGAGAGACACUGUCUCAUGGACUGCAAUGAUCGUUGGUUGUGUACAGUCUGCCCGCUUCAGGGAGGCACUGGAAACGUUCCGUGAGAUGCAGUAUAGCAAUGUGAGGGCAGAUGAGUUCACCAUGGUGAGUGUGAUCACAGCUUGCGCGCAGCUAGGUGCCUUGGAGAUGGGAGAGUGGACAAGGAUUUACAUGAGCAGGCAUGGGAUCAAGGUGGAUGUUUUCAUCGGCAAUGCACUCAUAGACAUGUAUUCUAAGUGUGGAAUCGUUGAACGAGCAUUUCAUGUAUUCAAAGAGAUGCGCAUCAGAGAUAAGUUUACUUGGACUACUAUGAUACUUGGUCUCGCAGUGAAUGGUUAUGGGGAAGAGGCCAUUGAUAUGUUCCACAGAAUGAUUAAGGUUUUGGAAGCUCCAGAUGAGGUGACCUUCAUUGGUGUUCUCACAGCCUGCACGCACGCUGGCUUGGUUGACAAAGGACGAGAGUUCUUUCUCAGCAUGAUUGAGACCUAUAAGAUUACCCCUAGUUUGAUGCAUUAUGGAUGCAUGAUUGAUCUCCUAGGCCGAUCUGGGAAACUUGCAGAAGCAUUGACGACAAUAGGUCAAAUGCCAAUGACACCCAACUCCACUAUUUGGGGGACCUUGCUGGCAGCUUGUAGGGUUCAUGGCAACUCAGAGAUAGGUGAAUUGGCAGCAGAGCGCCUCCUUGAGCUGGAUCCAGAGAACAGCAUGGCGUACAUCCUUUUGUCAAACAUGUAUGCAAAGUCUAGUAGAUGGGGAGAUGUCCGGCGACUUAGGCAGGCAAUUAUGGAGAAAGGAAUAAAGAAAGAACCUGGUUGCAGUCUGAUUGAAAUGAAUGGCAUGAUUCAUGAAUUUGUAGCUGGUGAUAGAUCUCAUCUUAUGAGCAAAGAAAUCUACUCCAAGUUGGAUAAGAUGCUCACUGAUUUGAGGGGUGCUGGGUAUGUUCCUGAUGUAACUGAGGUCUUUGUUGAAGUCGGGGAAGAGGAAAAACAGAAGGUUGUUUACUGGCACAGUGAGAAAUUGGCAAUUGCUUUUGCUCUACUCAGUUCAGAAUCUAAUGUGGCGAUAAGGAUUGUGAAAAAUCUGAGGAUGUGUUUGGAUUGCCAUAAUGCAAUAAAAUUGAUAUCCAAGUUGUAUGGAAGGGAGGUCAUUGUGAGGGACAGGACACGCUUCCAUCAUUUUAGACAUGGAUUCUGUUCUUGUAAAGACUAUUGGUAAGUCUUAUACAUCAGUCACAUAUGACAACUGAAUAUCUGUAGUGUCAGCUCUGAGCGAUCACCUGAUGGCCAGCAAAUCACUCGAAAUGUAGUAUUUACUGUGCUGUUCAGGAAGUGAAGUUAGAAGUGAGACAGUAUUAUUAAUCCAGUGAAGCCUUCAUGUUAUGUUCUGUUUGAGCUAAUCUCCUUGCACCUUGAUGCAAUCACUGGGUGAUUGUUCUUCUGGGGCAGCAUUUAAUCAAAGAAAGCUUUGCAGAUAUUUUUAUUGAAGAAAUACUUCUGUAACAUUGGGUGUGAAGACGAUUUUUAUUGGCAUAAGUAUCAAGCGAUUGGGUAAGUAAUUGAUGGCAUCUUGUGGAGAUCUACAGUUUGGGCCUUUGCAAAACCAGGUAUGUUGUAUUUCCUUAGUCUGAGGCUUUCAUAUGUUUGAUCAUGUUCGCUUGGUUGCUAUCUGAAACUAUAAUGAACUUGAAACGUAUAGGUACUUUGCACAUAGGAUAUUUGAACAUGAGGCUCUAUUCAAAUUUGCUCGGUACAUGUUGUCAUAUCUCAAGAAACAGACCAUUUCUAUAUGCUUUUAUGUCAUGGCGAAUUUGCGAGCAAAGAUAUGUGUAGAUAGUGCCCACAGUCGCUAGGUAAAUAUACUUAUAUCUAUGAAAUACUUUAAAAUACUAAACUGCAUACUUACCAUUAUUUGGCUAUUUGAAGAGAACAAACAACACAUUCAAACAACGGAUUUGUUCAGGUUAGUCUUUUCGUCUGAUCCUAGAAUCUUGUGUUUUUCACGUUGUCAUACUAUUAGAUUGAAGUUAAGCUUCUAAUUCUUGUGUGGUUUAUGCUGAACUUCCUUCACUUUUAUCCCCUUCCUUCGGAUCAUCCACCUCUACUAAUCUCUUACUUUGAGCAGCUGUCUUUGUAUCACGCAUCCAUUUUACUUCAUGUUUUCUCCCCUUCUGAAUCUUAUCAUCUUUGCUGAGGUUCACUCUUCAUUUAAUUAUCUUUGUGAUGCCAAUAUUGAUCACCAAUCUUGUGCAGAACUCCUAUAACAGAGUCACCUAUAGACUAGUUAGCCCCUCAUUAUAAGCCUCCCCCCGGAUCUUCAGGAUCAAUAACCGCUCUAAAAUAUAUUGAGCUCUUUGUUUCUGAAGUCAUGUUCUUCGAUAAUGAUCUCCACUGGUACAUUUCUCUCAUGUUCUUUGGUAAUGAUCUCCGCUGGUAC